This is a messenger RNA of Lytechinus pictus (painted urchin), 5337 nucleotides long. RefSeq lists its product as uncharacterized. NCBI's taxonomy places the organism in Eukaryota, Metazoa, Echinodermata, Echinoidea, Temnopleuroida, Toxopneustidae. The transcript has 13 exons. The coding region runs from base 319 to 2175 and encodes 618 amino acids. Gene Ontology annotation, cellular component: membrane. The record is from RefSeq and is a predicted model, not a curated record.
ACGUACACGUCGAGUAAAAUCUAAAAAUCGAUGCAAGGAGUCAAGGUCCUCUUGGAGACGAAUUGUAUCUUCCUCUGUCUUGAUGUUGGCGUAAACCAUGCUAUCAUCAGCAAAGAGCCUUUAUGUUGAGUUGUUGCAGAGAUAUUCUGGCAGGCCAUUGAUGAAGAUGAGAGAGAGCAUUGGCCCGAGGACACUGCAUUGCGGAAAACCUCAUGUUACUUAGUUGGUGUUGGAGAUAAAUCCGUCCAGUACAAUGCGUUUGGCUCUAUUACUCAGGAAGUCAGCUAUCCAAAGAAACUAAACCGAUAGUCUUUCAAUAUGGCAGAGAAAAUGAAACAAUUAAUAAUCUGGCCUUCUACAAAUAACCUUCCAACAAUGUUCUUCCGAGUGCCGACGAUCAGAUUAAAAUCAUAUUACCUAUAUAUAUUUUGCACCUGGAUCACUUCGAUUGUGACAUCGACUACUGCAACCAUGGAAACGACAACUAAUCUGUUAAUGAAUUGCACAUAUAGUAUUAUAAUUACCAGUCCUGGAUAUCCUUUCCAAUACCAAAACAAUGAUUUCGUGGAAUGGGACAUCAGUGCGCCUCAUGGUAGAAGGAUCCUGGUUACUUUCAAUUACUUUAGUCUGGAAUUAUACAGGGAUUACAUAGAUGUCACAGACGAGGUCUUUGAAAGUUACACAGGCGAGAAUAUGCAGUUCCCUCCAUAUCUGGCGAAGGGGAACAAGCUCCGCAUAGCGUUUUUUUCAUCUCCACGGGGUAGAAGGAAAGGUUUCAAUAUUUCACUUGCCUGUCAUGAGCCUCCAAGAGACAACGUUUCAGUUCGUUUAAUGGGCGGUAUUAAACCGUCAGAAGGAUUAAUCGAACUAUCAUCAACAUCAGGUGACUGGAUGAGAGUCUGUAAAGAAUACUUUUCGGAAAAGGUGGCAGAAGUCGUCUGUGGAGAACUUGGCUAUCCAGGCGUCAAAGAUAUCACCUUUGUGAAUGUGAAUACACAAAACUGUACAAGACCUCCAAGAUGCGGAGAUUAUACGUAUCGUUUGCUGGAUUGCACAGCCGGGAAUUCAAGUUACGAAUCUGACCAGGUUGUGAAAAUAAUAUGUCAUGAGCCCGGAUACAGAGGAUGUUAUGAGCUUCAAACUCAACAAUUACAGAACAGUUCAAAAUUUGCGUUUUCAACGGCGUCACUUUGUGUAUACAUGUGUAAAACACACGGAAUUCAAACUCUCGCUCUUAUCAAUGAACAUGGAUGUUUCUGUUCCCCAUCUGCGGAGGUCAAUUUGAACGAUCUGUUCAAUUGCUUUGACCAUUCACCCUCAUCAAAAUUUUCAAUUUAUGAUGCCUCUGUAGGUUUCUGUGAUGAGCUGAACGACACGAUUGUUGGAUCUUGGGAUUCUAACAUCACGUGGUUUGGUUCUAUCGUUCAUCUUACCUGUAUGUAUGGAUAUACACUGAAAGGCAAUGGAACCAUCCAAUGUGUGCCAGGAGUAACGCCAUACUAUCCAAUAUGGAAUGAUUCCAUUCCGGAGUGUGAACCGGUUGAAGGAUCAACGCUCACAUAUACUACGGACAUCGAUAAAGACUACAUUUUUACAUCUUUCGAUGAGCUUUCCACUCAAGUUUUCAUAGAUCCUGCUACCGAAAUCAUCACCGAAAGACAUAUCAUCAGAGAAAAUGAGGACUGUACGUAUAUCAUAUUGCCCAUUCUGAUUGGAUCAACGGUGGUCUUAUUUCUAAUUCUUCUUGCUGUGACGAUAGGCUGGGUCAUCUCUCAGAUUUGGAAGUACUGUUCGAGUAAGCCUUGCAGUGAUUCGAAGAUAACCCACACUUACCUGGACUUACAAGAUCGCACUCCUGCAGAUCACGUUAAUAAUUUACCAGUAAUACCAACAAUGAGCGGGGCCUCGGCAGUGGCUUUGAUACACACCACUUCGCAUGGGAAAGUAGGUGGCAGUCGUAAUACGAUCAUCUACGAGACAAUUCCAACAAGUGAUGAAGAUAAAAUAGGAUACUUUUCAGACUCUGACAUUGAUGCUAAUGGUUAUGUUCUUCCCAAUCCUCCGAAAAAUCUGAAUGGAGAUGAGAUCUUCAUGCACGAAAAUGAAACGAUUGGAGACAUGAGCAAGAUGUUAGAGGAUGAAAACGGAUACCUUGUUCCGAAUGUAUGCAAAUGAAAAACUAGUAGAUUUGAAUUUGUGGACCACUGAUGGAUCAUGCAAGUCCUACUUCCCUGGAUAGAAAAUUUGAGAUACGGUCGCCUACUGCAUACUCAAGAAGCUAUUAGGAUUAUUGGUUAGUUGAAACUCUACACUUGAACCGAACAGGCAUGAUGCACAUGCCUUACCUGUUGCUCUGCUAGACAAAUGUCACUCAAGCUCUUUAUAUAUACAUGUACCAAUAUUACGUAAUUGCGACCAGUUUACUCUGUUAUUCAAAUGAACUUAUCUUCUAAUGCCUACAUUUGUUCUCCCUCUUCUCCAUCUGUGUUUCUUUUUUUACUCUUAACUUUCUUAUUUAUAUGCAAUUACAUAUGAUGUCAUUACAGUACGUAACUUGUUAUUUAUUUGUAUCUGGCGACCCCAACUCAAGCUCUGCUUUCCGGGUUUUCGCCUCCUUCAAAAUUGUGUCGAAAUAUAUACUGUAUUCGUUACUAUGUCAAAUAUUAUUUUGUAUCUGUUUGAAGGAAAUAAAUGUGAUUUUCAAUCAAUCAAAUCAAUCAAACAGGCUAACCGGUGUUCGGUAUGAUCAGGUUUCUCAAAAAAGAAUAACUUCUCACGUACCUCCCUGUGAUAAUAGAACCAGUGAAAUAGAAGUUCAACGAUCUAACUUUGUAUUAAUACAGAUUCGAAAGGUUCAUUGAUUAAAACAUAAUUAGAACUGUUCUUGAUAGGAAGCAAAGUCUUCAAGCUCCAAACAACCAUUUCUUGAAUCAGGGAAUGUAGAAAUAUCAAUUACUAAAAUACAUUUUCCAUGUUUGUUGGUGAUGCUUCAUCAAAUGUCACAACGAGUUUGUUACACGAGAACCAUCCUCGCUACUGAAAAAAAAAUAUUGGGUCAUUGAUAAAUUCCUGAGUUCGCCUACAAUUCUUAAGAAGCUUGUGUCACACUGCCUUCUUAAAAAGGAGGAGCGAACUGACAGACACUUUGUGUGGUCACUCAUUGACUAUAUGUUCUAAAUAACUAGUCUGAAAAAUGUAAAUGUUGAGAUAACCGUCAAUUAUACAGAGAAACUAACAUUUUUGUAAGAGGAAUACUUGUUUUGCUAUUAAGUAUUGUGGUAUGAAUGAAGUGAUGUAUCAUAAUGUAGUAUGUCGUCAUUCAAGUGGGUAUGUAUUACAAGACUACACAGCUUAGAAUGCUGCAAUAUCAAUACCGUGACCCGCGGUACGCCACUGCUUAACGUGAUUAGCAAACUAUCCCAGAGUAUGGGAUUAGCAUUAACUAAGGCUUCAUUACAUUUUGCAAUCUUUGUAAAAUGUAAUAAUAUUUAUAUAUUCCAAUUUAUUGCAGACUACAUUUUUACAUCUUUCGAUGAGCUUUCCACUCAAGUUUUCAUAGGUAAUUAUCCACAAAUUGAUCACAACCUCCCUCAGCGUUCCAAUUAUUGCCAGUGUAGAUUAUUUUUCUCUUAAGCUGAUGAAUUAAAUAUGAGUAAUGUCGAAUCUGAAAGUGAUCGAUAUUCAGUGGUUGAUAGGUUUCAAUGACACUUGACGCAAAAAACCCCAGUUGUGAAUAAUUAAAAAACUGGCAUUCUCUCUCUCUCUGAUGUGACCUUGAGGGGUGCUCAAAAAUACUUCUACUUUCAAGCAUCAAUGAAAUAAUAUAACUUAUCUAUUCGCAUGAUAUCCUUUCCCAUUUUCAUUCAGGUUUAUCGAAUGCAUAGCAUCACUUUUAAUUAUGAUUAAUGGACACGGUAACAAAAUUCUUAUUUACUAAAACCUAGGAAUUAAUCAACUAAAUCACUAGUACAAAUGACAGUUUUCAUCAUCUAAUUACGAUUUAGCUUACAGGAUUGAUACUGAUCAUGUUAUGUUCAAGCAUGGAGCUAUAUGGUUAAAGGGUACAGUCCACUCACCAAUAUAUAUUUUCAACUGAAUUGGCAUAAGAAGUUGGAGAGGGCGCAAUUUCAGCACUUGGCUUCAGGCCGCACACCACUAAUUAUUUCUCCAUAGUUAAGUAUUAAAUUAAAUCAUCCCCAAAUAAGUGUUUGAUAAUGAAACAAUUUUUACCCUUGUGUUUGAUAGGUAAUCAAAUAUUUUUCAAUUUUUUGAAAGGAUGUAAAUAUGUUGUUGAGGGUUUUUUUCGGUAGAGGGUAUGCAACCCAUAAUACUCCGAAACUUUACUGCAGCAACAGUAGCGAAAUAUAUUGUAGGGCAACUGAUAAAAUCCCCAUUAAAUUCUGAAAGGAUAAAAUUACACUUCUUCAUUUCACUUAUCUGAAGCAGUAUUAGUCGUAAUUCAUGUUUACUUCAUUAAAAAAUUCAGAUGUGCAUAAUUGAUUUUAUAUGAAUUUAUUUGUAUAUAUGACGUCGAUUUACUAGUGGUGUGCCGCCGAAAUUUGUUUAUUCUUCCCCAUGACAUUGAUUGUGUAAUGAUGUAUAUUAGUUGUAAAUUUGGUUAAGGUAGGGCCUACUCAAUUUUGUUAGGAAGAAAAACUAGCGUGUAAUUACCCACCUCAUAAAAAUGAGACUUAUGGUCUCUCCAAUGAAAAUAAAGUUCACGAAAACAUUUUAUGAUGUUCAACAAUCCUCAUAGUGUAUUUCUACUAGUGUACAGAUCGUGAUAAAUCAUGUUAAUUAUUUUAUUGUACAAACAAUAAUUAGUAUUGCUGUUUUUCAACUUAUCCAGAUGAUGUUUUUUUCUGUAAAUGUAUAACAGAUCCUGCUACCGAAAUCAUCACCGAAAGACAUAUCAUCAGAGAAAAUGGUAAAUAUGUGCCUCUGAAAAGAAGCUAACCCGACUAGUUGCUGUUACCCUCAGCAUAACGUUUUCAAAAGAGAGUUGCAGUGAUUGAUCUUAUUUCAUCUCUCCAACCCCAGACUGUUAAUUGCCUCUAAAUCAAUUCGGCAUCAUGGUCCAGACAUUUGGAAUGAUCUUCCAAACAAUAUUAAAACUUGUUCAACCAUAUACUCAUUAAAAGCCACUCUAAAGAAAACUAUCAUUCAAUCUUAUCAACCCCUCGCUCCAAAUUAAAACAUUCACUCAAAUAUCCACAUUCGCUAUUUAAUAUUCUGAUUUUACUCAACUGCUAUACACAGCACCUGCACCUGCAAUGCACCCACUUGACCAGUAAAUAUCAAUCUAAGUCACGAAUCUUUUUAUGAGGCCGCCAUCAA